CCAGGCUGCAAGCACAAAGGAAGUUUGCUCAAUCUCAGCCGAAUAGUCCCAGCACAACUCCAGUAAAGAUAGUGGAGCCAUUGCUACCCCCUCCAGCUACUCAGAUUUCGGACCUCUCUAAAAGGAAGCCUAAGACAGAAGAUUUUCUUACCUUUCUCUGCCUUCGAGGUUCUCCUGCGCUACCCAAUAGCAUGGUAUAUUUUGGAAGCUCUCAGGAUGAGGAGGACGUCGAGGAGGAAGAUGACGAGACAGAAGAUGUCAAAACAGCCACCAAUAAUGCUUCAUCUUCUUGCCAGUCAACCCCCAGAAAAGGAAAAACCCACAAGCACGUUCACAAUGGGCAUGUUUUCAAUGGUUCCAGCAGGUCAACGCGGGAGAAAGAACCUGUUCAGAAACACAAAAGCAAAGAGGCCACUCCCGGGAAGGAGAAGCACAGUGAUCACCGGGCUGACAGCCGCCGGGAGCAAGCUUCAGUGAACCACCCUGCAGCAGCACCCAUCACGGGCCCUUCGGCCAAGGGGCCCGCUGCCAGCCACCACCACCCCCCUCUGCAUCGGUUGGCUCAGGACUUACGGAAACAGGUUUCUAAGGUAAACGGAGUCACUCGAAUGUCAUCUCUGGGUGCAGGUGCAGCCAGUGCCAAAAAGAUGCGCGAAGUCAGACCUUCACCAUCCAAAACUGUGAAGUACACUGCCACGGUGACGAAGGGGGCUGUCACAUACACCAAAGCCAAGAGAGAACUGGUCAAGGAAACCAAACCCAAUCACCACAAGCCCAGUUCUGCCGUCAACCACACAAUCUCAGGGAAAACUGAAAGUAGCAAUGCAAAAACCCGCAAACAGGUGCUAUCCCUCGGGGGGGCGUCCAAGGCCACCGGGCCCGCCGUCAAUGGCCUCAAGGUCAGUGGCAGGUUGAACCCAAAGUCAUGCACUAAGGAGGUGGGGGGGCGGCAGCUGCGAGAGGGGCUGCAGCUGCGGGAGGGACUGCGGAACUCCAAGAGGAGACUGGAAGAGGCACACCAGGUGGAGAAGCCGCAGUCGCCCCCCAAGAAAAUGAAGGGGGCGUCCAGCCCCACCGAGGGCCCCGGCAAGAAGGCCCCGGCCGAGAAGGCUCUGCUAAAUGGACACGUGAAGAAGGAGGUGCCCGAGCGCAGCCUGGAGAGGAACCGGCCCAAGCGGGCCACGGCCGGCAAGAGCACGCCCGGCAGACAAGCACACGGCAAGGCGGACAGCGCCUCCUGUGAAAACCGUUCUACCUCGCAACCGGAGCCCGCGCACAAGCCGCAGGACGCGGGCCGGCCCGAGAAGGGCGGCGGCAAGGCCGGCUGGGCAGCCAUGGACGAGAUCCCCGUCCUCAGGCCCUCCGCCAAGGAGUUCCACGACCCGCUCAUCUACAUCGAGUCGGUCCGCGCUCAGGUGGAGAAGUUCGGGAUGUGCAGGGUGAUACCCCCUCCGGACUGGCGGCCCGAGUGCAAACUCAACGACGAGAUGCGGUUCGUCACCCAGAUCCAGCACAUUCACAAGCUGGGCCGGCGUUGGGGCCCCAACGUGCAGCGACUGGCCUGCAUCAAGAAGCACCUCAGAUCUCAGGGCAUCACCAUGGAUGAGCUCCCACUCAUAGGAGGCUGCGAGCUCGACCUGGCCUGCUUUUUCCGACUGAUUAAUGAGAUGGGCGGUAUGCAGCAAGUGACUGACCUCAAAAAAUGGAACAAACUAGCAGACAUGCUGCGCAUCCCCAAGACGGCCCAGGACCGGCUGGCCAAGCUGCAGGAGGCCUACUGCCAGUACCUGCUCUCCUACGACUCCCUGUCACCUGAGGAGCAUCGGCGGUUGGAGAAGGAGGUGCUGAUGGAGAAGGAAAUCCUCGAGAGGCGCAAGGGGCCGCUGGAGGGCCACACGGAGAACGACCACCACAAGUUCCACCCGCUGCCCCGCUUCGAGCCCAAGAACGGGCUCAUCCACGGCGUGGCCCCCAGGAAUGGCUUUCGCAGCAAGCUCAAAGAGAUGGGCCAGGCCCAGCUCAAGACAGGCCGGCGGCGACUCUUUGCUCAGGAAAAGGAAGUGGUCAAGGAGGAGGAGGAGGACAAAGGUGUCCUUAACGACUUCCACAAGUGCAUCUAUAAGGGAAGGUCUGUUUCUCUAACGACUUUUUACCGAACAGCAAGGAAUAUCAUGAACAUGUGUUUUAGCAAGGAGCCUGCACCAGCUGAAAUUGAGCAAGAGUACUGGAGGUUAGUGGAAGAGAAGGACUGCCAUGUGGCAGUGCACUGCGGCAAGGUGGACACCAACACUCACGGCAGUGGAUUCCCAGUGGGAAAAUCAGAGCCCUUUUCGAGGCACGGAUGGAACCUCACCGUCCUCCCCAAUAACACAGGGUCCAUCCUGCGUCACCUCGGUGCUGUGCCUGGCGUGACUAUUCCCUGGCUAAAUAUUGGCAUGGUCUUUUCUACCUCAUGCUGGUCUCGAGACCAAAAUCACCUUCCAUACAUUGACUACUUACACACUGGUGCUGACUGCAUUUGGUAUUGCAUUCCUGCUGAGGAGGAGAACAAGCUGGAGGAUGUGGUGCACACGCUGCUGCAGGCCAACGGGACGCCAGGGCUGCAGAUGCUGGAGAGCAACGUCAUGAUCUCCCCAGAGGUGCUGUGCAAAGAGGGGAUCAAGGUGCACAGGACGGUGCAGCAGAGUGGCCAGUUUGUCGUCUGCUUCCCGGGCUCCUUCGUGUCCAAAGUGUGCUGUGGCUACAGCGUCUCCGAAACCGUGCACUUUGCUACCACCCAGUGGACAAGUAUGGGCUUCGAGACCGCCAAGGAGAUGAAGCGUCGCCAUAUAGCCAAGCCGUUCUCCAUGGAGAAGCUGCUCUACCAGAUUGCACAGGCGGAAGCCAAGAAGGAGAACGGCCCCACUCUCAGUACCAUCUCAGCGCUUCUGGAUGAGCUCAGGGAUACGGAGCUGCGGCAGCGCAGGCAGCUGUUUGAGGCCGGCCUCCAUUCCUCCGCGCGAUAUGGCAGCCACGACGGCAACAGUGCGGUGGCGGAUGGCAAGAAAAAGCCUCGAAAGUGGCUGCAGUUGGAGACGUCAGAGAGGAGGUGCCAGAUCUGCCAGCACUUGUGCUACCUGUCCAUGGUGGUGCAGGAGAACGAGAAUGUCGUGUUCUGCCUGGAGUGUGCGCUGCGCCAUGUGGAGAAGCAGAAGUCCUGCCGCGGGCUGAAGCUGAUGUACCGCUAUGACGAGGAACAAAUUAUCAGUCUGGUCAAUCAGAUCUGUGGCAAAGUGUCUGGUAAAAACGGCAGCAUUGAGAACUGUCUCAGUAAACCCACACCAAAAAGAGGCCCCCGCAAGAGAGCGACGGUGGACGUGCCCCCCUCCCGGCUGUCAGCCUCCGGCUCAUCCAAAAGUGCUUCGAGCUCAUGAAGAUGCCAACACCCGUGGUCGAUUUCUAUAUAUUUUUUUGUAAUUAUUAUAUUCUAGUUUGGAGUACUUGCUGUAGGAUACAAGCUGUCUUUGCACUAGCUCUAAAGAAGAUUUUCUUCUGGUUUUAGAGAACUAAUUUUGUUUUAGCAUUAAACUGUUGAACUUUUUUUUGUACUUAGAAAACCUAGAUACUGCAGUCAGAUUUUGGAAACUGCCGUAUAGUCACUGUUUUAAAAACCCUUGAGGGGCUGUAUUAAUUUGUAUCGCCCCUAUGGCUGACAAAAGCCUUGUUUUGAUUUUUUUUUUUUUUUUGUAACUGUUGGGGAACUAAAGGCUUUUUAACCCAUUUUUGAAGAGGGUGAAGUUUGGAGAACAAAUUUUAAAACCAUCAGUCAUGUGAGCAGAUUUUUCUAGAUCGGAAAAGGGAUAGGAGAUACACACCCACCCACACACACACAGAAGAAACUUGAAAAGAAAUGGCUUUGCUUGGGCUGUCUUUCUUCUGCCAUGUGCGAGACGAGCUUGUCAUCUCGAGAGCCGGAGCACCCCUGUCUGUUUCUCGGGGCGGUCGUGGCAGCCGAGGCGGACCUUGUUUCCUAACCGUAGGCAAAGUGAGGCGCUUGGCCGAGUAGGUUCUUUACCAGCAAUCACUAUGCACCUGUCUGAGGAAGCGCGCGCGAGAGGAAGAAGAAAAGGACUGCCUGCCUUGGAGGGGUCACGUGAGGGAGACCUGUGCCUGAUUUCAUUAGGAAAUCCAUUCUGUUAUUUUUGGUGCUGUUGGCUACUUUAUCAAAAACCCUUCAAUAGCAUCCUUGAGAUAAAAAAAGGAGAAACGUGGUGGAAGCCACGAGGGCUUCUCUGUCAUCGAUGUGCAAUCUUUCUAACAUUCCGUCUUCAUCUCACUGCUUCUUGUUUUACACCUUCACACGUCAGCAUUAAUCUCUUGAGUUUGUUUCGUUUGUGAUCACAUUUAGAGCCACUAGGAGGUCCGCGGUUCUUUUUGAAUGUGAAAUGCAUUUGCGCUCAUCUUGUCUAUUUUUUCUCUUCAUGUUGUAACAAAAGAAAAAGAAAAAGAAAAAAAAAAGAAUCCCAUCCCUUUUGUACAUACGCCUGUAAAUUGUUUUAAAUACUUGAGCCUUUUUCUCGGUGGGGGGUGGGGAGGGGUGAGGAGACAAGAUGAAGAAAAGCCUUACAUUUCAGUUUCUUCAUCGGUUGGAUUGGAUGCUUACAGGGUUUUUCUUGUAACAUUUAUAAGUGCUGCUUACAUCACUGAACAACAACAACAAAAUAAUAAUGGAGUAGCUGUUGCCCUUCUCCGGUUGUGUGUACAGUAUGUGUGGAAUAAAAAAGGGAAACUGUUUUCACAAGCUGUUCUUUGUUUCAUAAUUGGAUUCAUCGGUCCCGUAGCUACCCAUAUUGCACUGAGCUUGCCAGUGGUGACUGCCAGGAACGUCCAUGAUCCACUUGUUGGUUGUUGUUGCAGAAGACUGAACUGUUUUGGAAUAUUUAACGAUUACAUAAACAGAGUCAAGUGUUUUCCAAUGUGGUUGUCCGGUUUUUAUGGCCUUGCUGUGUACUUUCCCUCUUUUGACAGUAAACUUCUGCCUAUGGCUUACAGUUUGACAUUUAAUUUAUUAGCGCUGCUCUGCACCCUCCCUUGGGAGGGAAGACUUCAUGUGGUUUAUUGCGAGUUUUCUGUUUACUUUUCAGGUUUGUACUACAAGGUUUAAUAAUAAAACAAAGUUUUUUGGACA
Molecule: messenger RNA, 5167 nt
Organism: Carlito syrichta (Philippine tarsier)
Lineage: Eukaryota; Metazoa; Chordata; Mammalia; Primates; Tarsiidae
Gene: JARID2
Product: jumonji and AT-rich interaction domain containing 2
Exons: 15
Coding region: 192-3413 (1073 amino acids)
Biological process (GO): chromatin remodeling
Cellular component (GO): nucleus
Molecular function (GO): DNA binding; histone demethylase activity
Source: RefSeq, a predicted model, not a curated record